GUAGGUUUGUAUAUAGGCCAGAUGCUCUGAGGGAGUGGUUAGACGAGCUGGUAAAAACCAAACUGAAGGAUUACUCGCUUCCGGUACAGAUCAGUACACCGCCCGGAAGUGCUCAGCGGCGCAGGUGUGUCUCGUACAGGUGUGGAGCCGAGACAGGAAGUUCACGUCAUAUCGGAUCUUACUUUUAGACCCAAUUUGACCGAGAAGGAUCAUUCUAAAAGUUUAUCCCAAAAUAUCAUAAUCGGAAUUUUAUAAAGAUGCGCUUCAUGCUGCUGUUCAGCAGACAGGGGAAGCUGCGUUUGCAGAAGUGGUACACGCCCACCUCGGAGAGAGACAAGAAGAAGCUGGUUCGGGAGCUCAUGCAGCUGGUUCUGGCCCGCAAGCCCAAGAUGUGCAGCUUUCUGGAGUGGAGGGACCUGAAGAUCGUGUACAAGAGGUACGCCAGCCUGUAUUUCUGCUGUGCAGUGGAGGAGCAGGACAACGAGCUCAUCACUCUGGAGGUGAUCCAUCGCUUCGUGGAGCUGCUGGACAAAUACUUCGGCAGCGUCUGUGAGCUGGAUAUCAUCUUCAACUUUGAGAAGGCCUACUUCAUCCUGGAUGAGUUCCUGAUGGGGGGAGAGAUUCAGGACACCUCCAAAAAGAGUGUUCUGAAAGCCAUAGAGCAGGCUGACCUACUGCAGGAGGAUGAUGAAUCGCCCCGCAGUGUUCUAGAAGAGAUGGGACUGGCGUAGUGGCUCUAGAACCCAAAACCUAGAACCCAGAACUUUAGACUGUAUCUAUUAACCCCCCACCCCUGCAACACACUGCCUCCUAGUGGAUGCAAGGAAGUAAUUUUAAUAAAUAGUGCACAGAGCAGCUGUAAUACUUCUCGGAUCCACCAGGGGCAGCGUGAUGCUUUGACCCAUUCAGUCCUGAAUAAUUCUCCUCGCACUGAAGGAAGCAAAAUGAAGCAAUGUAAUUCAAACAGGAACUCCUUUAUUGAUUAUACAGGACCACAGGACAUUUAAAAAAAAAAAAAAAAAAAAAAAUUUCUAUGUAUUUUGGUAAAAGUGUUUUUAAGACGCUCUCAGCGCAGCUGAGAUAAGGCGGGACUUGUUUUUUUUUUUUUUUUUUUU
This is a messenger RNA of Polyodon spathula (Mississippi paddlefish), 1115 nucleotides long. Its product is annotated as AP-1 complex subunit sigma-1A-like. Bases 258 to 731 code for a protein of 157 amino acids. NCBI's taxonomy places the organism in Eukaryota, Metazoa, Chordata, Actinopteri, Acipenseriformes, Polyodontidae. The record is from RefSeq and is a predicted model, not a curated record. Gene Ontology annotation, biological process: vesicle-mediated transport; intracellular protein transport. Gene Ontology annotation, cellular component: intracellular membrane-bounded organelle; AP-1 adaptor complex; membrane coat. Gene Ontology annotation, molecular function: clathrin-cargo adaptor activity. The transcript has 5 exons.